GUAGCCGCAAGACGCCGCGAUACCUACUGAUGAGCCAGCUGCCUGGGAACUUCAGAACUUGCUCACAUACUUAGAUGACGGUGGGUACUUGCGCUCAGCUUGCGCUGGGAAGAUUCGCCGACCGCGAACCUUAACGUAACUUUCAAUCGCGAUGCGCCCCCAUCCCGAAAGCGAGGCAGCACCCGAGACGGGACCCUGCCCAUGCGCCCAUGGGACAUGGAAGUGGAAUCGCUUCAAUCUCGUAUAAAUAACCAUCCGCGUGGCAGAUAACUUUCGUGCACUGUCACUUCUCUCAGCGGGCGGGCGGGCUGCUCAGAUUUAUUACCCUCUGAACUCAGCAGCCCGCGAGAAAGCCGCCCUUCGUGGCAGCUAUAGAAAACGCUCUUUCAGGUUGGGCUAUCGUUAUAUCUGCAGGCCGCGCCCUGCCGGGUCUCCCGGGUUCAUUGGCUCCCGUCUUCGUAGCUCGCCACCAUCGUCUUGACCAGUGCUCAUGCGGGACGGACUUGAUGUCAUCCACCCUUCCCUGACUUCUGUCAGAGCGUCCGUGUCCAUCAUGCAUGGACUCGCCAUUCUGACGACGACAUUUAGGUUGUGGUAUCGAGUCAGGAAGCGACGCUUCUGGUGGGAGGAUGCUUGGGCUGCCGCCUCGUUAGUCGGAGCCAUCGCCAGUCUUUUUGCGGUCAUGGGCAUCACAGGUUCGGAAAACUACUGGAUCUAUGCUUCCUUAGAUGACCCACCGUUUCCCGGUGAAUCCCCUACCGGUCAUGUAGUGGCUGAUUGGGUUAUGAUAUUUGGGUUUACGACUUGUCUGUGGAGCGCUCGACUUAGCCUGAUUUUUUCCCUUGUGCGUCUGUCCUCGGGCGCGACAAAAUUACGUCAAGUCUCGCUCUAUGCUGCAGCAGUAUUCGGAGCCAUCUUUGUUGGUCUCUUGUGCCAGAAGGUAUAUGUUUGCGGUCACGACCUUUCUUGGGAAGAGGACCCGGUUAUGGCCUUUCAAUGUAGACUUGGGGACUCAAUUGCGAUUGCACAAGUUGUUACCGACUUCAGUUCUGAUGUGGCUCUCGUGGCCAUUCCUGUGUUUCUAUUGCGAGAGGUCAAUUCUCCGAAAGACCAACGCAUCCUCAUUCUUUCCGCGUUCUCUACGAGCAUCUUGACAUCACUCCUUAGCGUCGUUCAUGUGAUAUUUAUUCUUACUCCGGACCCUGGUUUGCAAACAAUCACGGCGCAAGCUGAGAUCGCGCUGUCGCUUGUCAUUUGUAAUCUUCUUGUUAUCGUCACCUACAUCUAUCGCGUCCUCAAGAGAAAGGACCUGGAACUCGAUCGCCGACCAAGCGCAGAAGCUGGAACACGCACAAUCAUUUUUACGACAGUCGACCUUAACCAGCUCACUAGCCACCCCAGCGCCGAGUUCAACUUAGGCAUCUUUGGGCGCCCAGGCCCCCGCCAACCCUCCGACUGGCCGAUAGUAGGUGGAAGAUACGGCAGAUUGGCGCGGUACACGCUCACAGAGCCGACGCGCUUCAGGGGCUUAGCCGGGCCAUCGCAGGAAUUUCACGUCAGACAAUUCUCCGCCUGUCUCAUCCCAGAGUCCAGACGUCACCAGUACUUACAGAACGGUAUUAAUGAUCUUAUGUGAAUUCC
Molecule: messenger RNA, 1641 nt
Organism: Coniophora puteana RWD-64-598 SS2
Lineage: Eukaryota; Fungi; Basidiomycota; Agaricomycetes; Boletales; Coniophoraceae
Exons: 9
Coding region: 491-1636 (381 amino acids)
Source: RefSeq, a predicted model, not a curated record